ACACAACAGCCCAUCAGGGCUAAAGCGCAGUUUGCUGCAGGAUCUGUACAAUGACAGAGCCAUGGAGCGUCUGCAGGUCAUUCUGUCUUCUCUCUCUCCUUCUGGUUCUGAAGACCCGCGCCGCACAUUCGGCUCCAGAUUUCACUCAUCUUUCAGUGUAUCUCCACACCAUUCUGAAGAACCACACUGCUCACGCCUGUGAGGGAGAGACGCUCGCCAUCGAGUGUCCGUCCAGGACGUCUGUGGCCGUGCUGUCGGCUUUUUAUGGCCGACGUGUUCCCAGUCAACAUUUAUGUCCCUCUGCCGGCACCAACAGCACGGUGGAGGAGGAGGAGGACACGGAGUGCACCUCCCCUGUUGCUAUUGAGAAAGUGCUGUCAGAGUGUCAGGACAAGAGGUCAUGUCACAUCCCAGUGCUCAGCCCAGUGUUCGGACAGGACCCCUGUCCUCUCACCAGCAAGUACCUGCUGGUCUCCUACAAGUGCCGACCAGAGCAUCACCGCACAAGACUGGUGUGUGAAAAUGAGCGCCUGAGGCUGAUGUGUAAAAAUGAGACUGUCCUCGCUAUCUACUCUGCUACAUUUGGACACCUGCUGCAUGGCAGUCCUCACUGUCCUCAGGACCUGGGACCACAGACUGACAUGGAGUGUUUGUCUCCUCUGGCUCUGAGGAAAGUGUCUCGCAGAUGUCACGGCAGAUCAAACUGUUCUGUCCUGGCCGAUACUCAAACCUUUGGGGACCCCUGCUUCCCCGGUACCAGGAAGCACCUGCGGGUGUCCUUCACUUGUGUGCCUCGAUAUCUCCUGGAAGACGUGGGCCGUGGGUCGACGGAUCCUUUCCUGAUCUCGGACUACACUCACGGUGGAUGGUACACUGGCCCCACCUACAGGCCUCAAAACGUGCUCUUUACCAACUCUCUGGAGAUCAUUGAAAAAAUGUUAGGUCUUCCAGAGCGAGUGGCUCUGUACUUUGUGUCUGGUAUCUGUGCUGGCCUUGUCUUCCUGCUCUGUCUGUUUGGGGUUCGUUCCACAGUGGUACGAGAUGUCAAAGAUCUUGUUUCUGACCUGAGCGAGGAGCUGAAAGCAGCUCGGAGAAACCGCAAUGAGCUCAUGGAGGACCUGUACGACGACGAGGUCUCCGACACGUCCUCCUUCCGGCGCCUCACACAGUCCUACCGCACCACAGACAUCCUCAGUCCGUCCACGCUGGCGGUUGAGAUGGUCGAUUGUCAGGGGGAGCAGACAAGGAGGGAUCUGCCCAAUGGAGACAUGUGGCCACAUCGGGACUCCAGCCCAUACGCCAUCCACAAGAUUCAAACCUACAGCAACUGAAAGAAGCCAUGUUGGCUUACCUACGUCAUCAUUC
This is a messenger RNA of Salarias fasciatus (jewelled blenny), 1365 nucleotides long. RefSeq names its product protein eva-1 homolog C. The coding region runs from base 51 to 1331 and encodes 426 amino acids. The record is from RefSeq and is a predicted model, not a curated record. NCBI's taxonomy places the organism in Eukaryota, Metazoa, Chordata, Actinopteri, Blenniiformes, Blenniidae. The transcript is spliced from 8 exons. Gene Ontology annotation, molecular function: carbohydrate binding.